Molecule: messenger RNA, 642 nt
Organism: Penicillium alfredii
Lineage: Eukaryota; Fungi; Ascomycota; Eurotiomycetes; Eurotiales; Aspergillaceae
Exons: 1
Coding region: 1-642 (213 amino acids)
Source: RefSeq, a predicted model, not a curated record
AUGGCCUCAAUCCCUCUCCCAGGAGGGGACCUAAGCGACCCCAAACCAGCCGCAUUUAACAUGGACCACCCACUUCUUUUAAGCUCAAACGCGCUCCAAAAACGCUACCACACAGUCUCGAUCCCAGCCUCCUACGGCCGCCUCAACUCCAGCCCACCCGCCGGCACCGUCGUCGGGAUCGUGCUCGGCAGUGUAGCCGGAUUCGUGCUCCUCCUCUACCUCAUCUUCCUGACACUGAACCCCGGCGGACGCGCCCGCGGCGGCGGCAUCAGCAGCGACUCGAUCGACGAGGAGGAAGUAGUCGAGGUGCGCAGCCGGCGUUCGCGGCCGUCGGGCCCUCGGCGCCGCAGCGAUAAUAUCGUCGAGGUGAUGGAGGAGCGCGAGCGGCGCAGGCCGGCGCCGUCGCGGCGGGAACGGGAUCGGGAUCGUGUUGUGGUGGAGGAGGAUUCCGUUACCGGGACGACGACGACGGAUGAUCGCGGGGAUGUUGUGGAGGUUAUUGAGGAGGAGUCUUCGGCGCCUUCGUCGGCGUCGCCGUUGCCGCCAAGGAGAAUGCGGAGCGGACGUGGUGGGCCUGCGUAUCGCACUGUUGAUCCUUAUGAUUAUGGGGGUGGCAGCGAGUAUGGGAGUCGGUAUCGGUGA